UUUGUGUGUGGCUUUUGGACCAUCAUCAUCACUAUGACCGAUCUUCUGCCGCGCUUGCUGGUUCUGCUGCUGGUCUGGGCCUGCGUCUCCGCCUCUCCGAUGUUGUACAAGCUGAAUCCUGAAGAGAAGUACGAGGCAGACCUGGUGCCCGUCUCCUCCACCGUGAUUCCGCUGACAGUGCUGGAGGUGAGCUACGGGGCAGGCGGGAAGCCCAGCGAGGAGUACAAAGCAGCCUACCUCCGCAAGCUACGCAAACAGGUGCUCCAGCGGACAGAGAAGGGCGAGGACGUGGGCGAGGAUGGCGAGGAUGUCCUGAUCACAGUGAAGACGCAGAAUCUGGAGAAGGCCAAAGUCAAGGCCGUUCGAGCCACGCAGUCGGACUGAAGUGUAGCAACUUGGCGCUGGUUUUCGUGCUGAUGUCAUGGCGAACUUGGCAUAAAAAACAACUAACCGAAU
This is a messenger RNA of Drosophila sechellia, 456 nucleotides long. RefSeq lists its product as uncharacterized. The record is from RefSeq and is a predicted model, not a curated record. Lineage: Eukaryota; Metazoa; Arthropoda; Insecta; Diptera; Drosophilidae. The transcript has 3 exons. The coding region runs from base 34 to 384 and encodes 116 amino acids.